Molecule: messenger RNA, 835 nt
Organism: Rubroshorea leprosula
Lineage: Eukaryota; Viridiplantae; Streptophyta; Magnoliopsida; Malvales; Dipterocarpaceae
Source: the annotation of a GenBank genome assembly
AAAUCAUCAACAUCAAGAUUAACAAAAUUCACAUUCCCAAACAAAGCAAUAAGAGUUUAACAAUCAAAUCAAGUAAAUCUGGUAGACUGGCUAAAAAUGAUGGUUGGCAGCAGGAGGUCUGAGGAAGUGGUAGAUCCAAACAUUGAGGUUAGGCCAUCAACAAGAGCCCUAAAGCGCGCCCUAUUGACUGCACUUAGGUGUGUUGAUCCUGAUUCUGGUAAAAGACCCAAGAUGGGCCAAGUUGUGCGUAUGCUUGAGUCUGAGGAAUAUCCCAUACCAAGAGAGGAUAGAAGGCACCAUAGAAGUCAUGGAGGGAGCUUGGAGAUUGAUUCUCAAAGGGAUAAUUCUGACACUGACCGAAGUGAUUAUCCAGGUUCAAGAUCAGAAAGCAAGCGGACACAAUUAUAAGCAAGGAUUUACUUUGAAGUUGUGAGAGAUUCAUAAGCUGGCACAGGUGUGGGAAGGAAUUCUUAAAAUUUAAUUUUCAAUGGCGUUUAGAUUCUUGGAGUUUGUCUCCAUAUAUAGUAGUGGUUGGUUGUUGUUACGAAGGGGGUGUGAGUUGGGGGAAAGGGUGGAUGAGGUGAGAGGUGACAUGUUUAUUCUUUUCCUUGUUUCUUUUUAAUAUAAUUUGUAGAUGAAGAGACGAUCUGUUUGUGUACAGAAUUGGGUAGCUCUGGAAAGUUGUGCGAAGAAGUGCUUGAUACUUGGUAGGGCAAAUAUGUAUAACAAGGAAAACUGUUGUGCAGUCUUGGAUUACCCAACAAGAAUCAUUUAAUGAGAGCAUGUCUCUUAAUAUUGGUGCUUUUUUUUCGUUUAAUAAUCGUUAUUUUAUAAU